AAUUCCAAAAUCCUUCAGACAAUUAAAAAAAAAAAACUGUGGGAACAAAUUUAAACAAAAGCCCUAAUUCAUUUUGCUUUGGAAAGAGGGUUUUCUUGCAGUUUGGGGCAUCAGAUUGUUUCGCCGUCAGUUUCAGCUAUGGCUGCAAAGAUUCUUGCAAAUUUGAUCGUGAUGGGUUCUGGGAUACUAGCUAGGGCUUUUGUUCAAGCCUAUCGUCAAGCACUUGCAAAUGCCUCAAAAUCUGGUGUUGCUCAAGAAACAUUGCAAAAUACCAUUCGCAGAGGAAGCAAGGCCAUGACAGAGCAAGAAGCUAGGCAGAUUCUUGGCGUCACUGAGGAAACUGCUUGGGAGGAAGUUAUGAAGAAAUACGAUGCCCUAUUUGAGAGGAAUGCCACAAAUGGAAGUUUUUACAUUCAGUCAAAGGUUCAUAGGGCUAAGGAAUGUUUAGAGGCAACCUAUCGAGAAAAAGGCCCGAGUACUCCUAGUUGAGGGUGAAGUGAAACGAAAGCCCUACUUGCAAUCUCUGUCCCUUGCCUUGUUCAAUUAUUUUUAUAUGGGAAUGAAUGUCCUGGAGAUAGAUAUUGUAAAACAGUUUUGUUUUCUAAUAUAUGUGGUCAUGAGUUGUUCGACAAGACAUUUUAGCUGCUGAUGCUUAUUAGUCCUGUCGUUACAAAGUGAUAUAAAAUAUUGACAUGUACAGAUACCAUCCUUCUUGGUUAACUGUCUUUGUUGAAAAUGGCAUGAAUAAAAUAAUAUCACACAUUUGAUAUUUGCAA
Cannabis sativa is the source of this 776-nucleotide messenger RNA. RefSeq names its product mitochondrial import inner membrane translocase subunit PAM16 like 2. Bases 139 to 489 code for a protein of 116 amino acids. The transcript has 4 exons. The record is from RefSeq and is a predicted model, not a curated record. Gene Ontology annotation, cellular component: TIM23 mitochondrial import inner membrane translocase complex. Gene Ontology annotation, biological process: protein import into mitochondrial matrix. Lineage: Eukaryota; Viridiplantae; Streptophyta; Magnoliopsida; Rosales; Cannabaceae.